AGCAGGUCAGCUGUGUUAGUCUGAACAGAGAGGUUCAGCUGUCGGAUCCCAAUAUAGCCGGGUAUUAAUAGAGUGAGGUCUGUGAUGGACCUCACCGCCCGUCCUGACGGCACUGAGCAAGACUUCUGUCAGAGAUCAGCAUGGAGGACUUUCAGCAGUUUGAGCAGGACUUCUACCAGACAGGGUAUUACAUUGACGACCAGGGCAGCACGGUGAAGUACUACAACCCCAGUGCGUACGAUCAACACAAAGAGUCUGCACUGCAGAGCGGAUUCGACGAUCCUGAUCCAGAUGUUCUGGGAUCCUUCAUGGAGCAGCAGUACAGCGGGCAGAUCUACUCUCCACAGACGUCCAGCAGCUCCGGAAUGAAAACCUCUGAAGAAGAAGAAGAACCUCCGCUGCUUGUUGAGCUUGGAGUGGACUUUGAUCACAUGUGGCAGAAGACGCUCACGGUGUUGAACCCCUUCAUGCCUGCAGACGGGAGCAUCAUGAACGAGACAGAUCUGACGGGGCCCAUCCUCUUCUGCGUCGCUCUGGGCUGCGCUCUAAUGAUGGCGGGAAAAGUCCACUUUGGCUUCGUUUAUGGCAUCAGUGCCACCGGCUGCGUUGGGAUGUUCGUCCUCCUGAGCCUCAUGAGCUCCCUGGCCGUGUCCCACGGCUGUGUGGCCAGCGUCCUGGGCUACUGCCUCCUGCCCAUCGUCGGUCUCUCUGUGUUCGCCGUCUUCCACUCUUUGCAAGGCAUCCUUGGAAUAGUUCUGGCCGUGCUGGCCGUCUGUUGGUGCAGCUUCUCUGCCUCAAAGAUCUUCAUCUCCACCCUGCAGAUGCAGGACCAGCAGCUGUUGGUGUUUUACCCGUGCUCUCUGCUGUACGGACUCUUCACUCUGCUCACCGUCUUUUGAACCAGAACCCAGACGAACCUCAACGAUUCCUGUCAGAUGAUCCUCAAAGAAGUUGUAUUGCAAAAAAUGGGUCUGAACUUAUACUGUAUUUAAAAUAUACAAUUUUUAUUUUUAAUGUUACCAUGUAUUAUGAAUGUUUGGGAAUUUUUUUCUACAGACCUUUGCUCUAAAUGCUUCUUUUCGAAGUCCGUAACCUAUUUGUGAUGCGAUGAGACAUGAACAAAAAAAUGCAGAGAAAGUAAACAAAAGUCCUCCGUUUUGCUGAUGACAUGUUUUUCUUUAAGCAAA
Molecule: messenger RNA, 1187 nt
Organism: Oryzias latipes (Japanese medaka)
Lineage: Eukaryota; Metazoa; Chordata; Actinopteri; Beloniformes; Adrianichthyidae
Product: protein YIPF5
Biological process (GO): endoplasmic reticulum to Golgi vesicle-mediated transport; vesicle fusion with Golgi apparatus
Cellular component (GO): trans-Golgi network
Source: RefSeq, a predicted model, not a curated record